AUGUUUGCAGAUAACUCAGAGCGUAACCCAGAGAUUGAAAAAGUACUUCUGAUUUUGAAAAACAGACAAAGCUUUGAGAGCGCAUGCAUCUUGCAACAAAACAUGGUCGCACCUGAGGAGCUUUGGAACGUUCCCUCGCUACAUAAGGAACUACGUUCCUACGCCCAAUACGUCAAAUCAAAUUGGAAUGAUCACCCUCUUCGAAUAAUAAACCACCUCCAACACCAUCACAAAAUGCGCAUAUCAGAUUUACAUCUACACUUGUCCGAGUUCCCCUCACUGGCAAGCCUUGAUGCCGCAGACGUAUUCCAAUUCGUUACGGUCGCUAGCCACUUCAUUUCAAUCAAUCAAGGAUCUAUACCAAUUGACGAGGACAAUGCCCCGUACGAAUAUCUCAAUGCUGCCCUCCGACCCCCAGAAGUACCCGGCACAUGGGAGGUACUAUGGACGGUCUUGUACCCUACUCUAUUCACAUUGCACGCGGAUCCUCCAAAGCAAGAACGAGACAAAGGCCUCAUUCAAGCAGCCGGCGCGCCGACCAUUGCUGAAAGAAUAUUCUUGCCACCUUACCAAGAUGAAUGUCCCACCGCAGAGUGCCGCGUCACUGGACGCCGAUUGGAAAAGCGCCCCCCUUUAUGCGGGUACCUCUACGACCUAGACGGAGUCAAGUCAAUUUGGCACCAUACUACAUAUUGCCGCCACUGCAAGACCAGCUUCAGGGCUUUGUACUUUUCCAACAAGGACGAACGAACUUACUACUUGAACACCGUCAGAAGAGAUCCAGACUGCAUACAAGUCAACAUGCACUAUUUUAUGACUCUCCGGCUGCUUGAGUUUUUCAACCACUCCCAAUCCCUACCUCAUUCUCACAAGCUGCAUGAGCCGGCACCCAAUCACUUCGUUGACGAGUUUUUCAAGCCCACGCUGUCAGACCACUGCUGCACCACAGCGUUGGAUCUGCAGCGGCUACUCCGCCACUUCAACCUCCGCGACCGGCAUAUGACCGUUUCUAAUUCAGGAGGGUCCCGACAUCGAUUCCGUGAAGCUAAACAGGCCAUUUUAACAUGGAUGGAACUCGAAGGCAGCCCAAACCUCGAUCACAUGUGCUCUGAAUGCACCAAGAUCCUUGAAGAUCCCAAUGUACCCGGCGGCGGCUUGGCUCUUCGCGCAAUCGCCAUGGACGGCAUUACCAUCGGGCAUCCACGAUGCAGUGCCACAAAGGAGCAACUGAUAUCUAUGAACCCGCUGAUAUCUAACCCACCGCCGUGCACAGUCAUGCUCGAGACCCCAAAAGAUCGAUAUUGCCCAGUCCACAGCCCGAUCCUUGGCAAACUAUGCCAUGCACAACCUUGGACGCGCGACGCAAUAGGCACCACCAAGGCAUGCGACAUACCAGAGCACCAAGUAGCAAUAGCGAUUCGACACGAGAAGACACACCGGUCUCGAGCUGCUCUGGCUUUCAACCAGCGAACUGGUGCAAAAUUGCCCGAGGACCCAACUGCCGCCCUCAACGCUGACACAGACGCCUUCAACUUAGAUGCGUUGAUUGAGACAGACGAGUCAGAUCGAACGCACAAAGCAGGUCGCGACGGAGAAGAUACGUUUCGACCUGCAGCAAUCCAGAAGAAGCCAUUAUGCUCAAAUGCCAAGACGCACAAUGACCUACUGUUUGUGGGUACUUGCGGUAUAACCCUUGCCAGAGAGACCAUGUAUUGUGCAGAGUCUGUCAUAUUGGUUCGGGAAAUACUGGAAAGAAAAUUCCCCGUUCUACCGCCAAUACAAUUCUUUGAUAAUUCAUGCACGUUUGAUAAAUCACUCAGGAAGGACCCCGAGGCGUCGGAACGGCUGAAGGGCACAAUCCGGCCGGUCGAUCCAUUCCACAUGCGCACUCACUCCGAGAAAGAUGCUCAGUGCCGUAAGUUCAAUGACCCGAAGCGGUGGCCCUUCCUCAAGAAACCUGAUGGCAAUUGGAGGUUUAAUGGGUCUGCAGCCGAGAUUACUAACGCAUGGUAUGGCGGUUUUCUCUCAAUUUGCCGUGGAAUGCACGAGAUCAACUACAGGUUCUUUCUGGAGGAGAUGAUCCGUGUGCGAAAUGAUUCGCUCCUCUCGAAGCUUGUAAAGAAAACUACAUUUUGCUGUAAUAUUCCCUCGCAUCUUGCCCAACAAAGUCCUUUCCCACUUUCACUUUGA
Messenger RNA from Melampsora larici-populina 98AG31, 2190 nucleotides. RefSeq lists its product as uncharacterized. NCBI's taxonomy places the organism in Eukaryota, Fungi, Basidiomycota, Pucciniomycetes, Pucciniales, Melampsoraceae. The transcript has 7 exons. The record is from RefSeq and is a predicted model, not a curated record. The coding region runs from base 1 to 2190 and encodes 729 amino acids.